UUCUCUCUCCUAACAUGUUUUAUUAACCUCUUGCAUGCUUACGAAGUUGUGAAUACGCGUAUAUAAAACCCCUAGCUAGAUCAACAUAUUCCAUUCCUCUCUCUCUCUCUCUUCCUCGAUCUCUCUCUCUCUCUCUCUCUCUCUCUAUAUAUAUAUAUAUAUAUAUAUAGUUUUCUCUUGUGGGAUUAAAAGAAAGAAGAGAAUAAUAAAAAUUUCUUUUUAAAAAAACAUGGAUGAUAAAAAAACAUGUAGUAGUAACUCAUCUCAUAAUCAAGAGGUAGAAGUGAGAAAAGGGCCAUGGACAAUGGAAGAAGACUUGAUUCUGAUCAAUUACAUCGCUAAUCACGGUGAAGGAGUAUGGAAUAGCUUGGCUAAGGCUGCUGGUCUGAAACGUACUGGUAAGAGUUGCCGGCUCCGUUGGCUGAACUAUCUCCGGCCGGAUGUUCGGAGAGGAAAUAUUACAAAUGAGGAACAGCUCAUCAUCAUGGAACUCCAUGCUAAAUGGGGAAACAGGUGGUCGAAAAUUGCGAAGCAUUUGCCAGGAAGGACAGACAACGAAAUAAAGAAUUAUUGGAGGACUAGAAUUCAAAAGCAUAUGAAGCAAGCCGAUCAUCAUAAUAAUAAUCAAAAUAACAUUAUUCACCAUCAUGAUCAUCAGAUCAACGUUAAUUACCAGCAGCAGAGCUCUGACCAUCAGAUGAUGAACGAUCAGGGAAGCACUUCAAGUCAAGUAUCGAGCAGUACUGUAGAUGCCAUGGAGACUUACUCUCCUCCAUUAAUGUCAUCAUCAUCAUACCAAGGAAUAAGUUAUAUGGAUCAUCAUCAUCAUCACACCAAUAUUAUCAAUAAUUAUCCUAUGGCUUUACCAAUAUCUCACCAUCCGGUUGUCUCUUCGAAUAUUGAUCAGACCUAUAAUUGGACCAUGGAUGAUUUCUGGUCUAUGCAAUUACUCAAUUCAGAAUAAAUAAGUCUAUACACACACAUAUAUAUAGAUUUAUAUAUGUGCACCAUAUUGAUUUCAGAUAUAUAUUCAUAUCUUCCCGUAAGCUUAUCUUUAUUACUAAUA
Humulus lupulus (European hop) is the source of this 1066-nucleotide messenger RNA. Its product is annotated as MYB-like transcription factor EOBI. Bases 230 to 964 code for a protein of 244 amino acids. The transcript is spliced from 3 exons. Gene Ontology annotation, cellular component: nucleus. Lineage: Eukaryota; Viridiplantae; Streptophyta; Magnoliopsida; Rosales; Cannabaceae. Gene Ontology annotation, biological process: regulation of DNA-templated transcription. The record is from RefSeq and is a predicted model, not a curated record. Gene Ontology annotation, molecular function: DNA-binding transcription factor activity; sequence-specific DNA binding.